Messenger RNA from Microtus ochrogaster (prairie vole), 501 nucleotides. Its product is annotated as olfactory receptor 4F15-like. The transcript has a single exon. Lineage: Eukaryota; Metazoa; Chordata; Mammalia; Rodentia; Cricetidae. The annotation marks the transcript as partial. The record is from RefSeq and is a predicted model, not a curated record.
GGUACCUGGAUUAUUGGUCUCAUUCAUUCAGUGUCUCAAUUAGCUUUUGUUGUCCAUUUGCCUUUUUGCAGUUCUAAUGAGAUAGAUAGUUUUUAUUGUGACCUUCCUAGGUUCAUCAAUAUGGCCUGCAUAAACACCUACAGAAUGGAGUUCUUGGUUACUAUUGACAGUGGACUAAUAUCAGUCACUACCUUCUUUUUAAUGAUUGUUUCUUACAUCUUCAUACUGUUCACUAUAUGGAAACAGUCCUUGGGCAGUUUGUCCAAGGCCCUCUCUACACUUUCUGCUCACAUCUCUGUGGUCAUUUUGUUCUUUGGACCAUGCAUCUUUGUGUACAUGUGGCCAUUACCUACUGUACCAGUGGAUACGUUUCUUGCCAUUCUGGACUCCAUGAUUACUCCCAUCCUGAACCCUGCCAUUUACACACUGAGGAACAAAGACAUGAAGGUGGCAAUGAGAAGACUGAGUAAGCAGCUCCUGAGUAGGAAAGAUACCUGCUAA